AUGUCACAGUUUUCAUGUUUAUCCUUUGUUCACGCUCAUUACAUCUUGAUGUACAACAUAAAACAUAAGGAUCAAGGUAGUGAAUUCUUUUCAUAUGUGACAGACGGUGAAAAGUUAUCGAUUGAUUAUGUCAAAGAUGGUAUUGUAUUGCAAUUGAAACUGUAUAUUGAUGGUGAACUCUUCGUAGUCGGCAUUAAGUACGAAAAUCUCUUCGAAGACAAUAAUUGUCGAGUUAAAUGGCAGCAACACCUAUCUGUUAAUGGAGCUGUAACAAUAACAGCACCUUUUAACGACCAAAACCAACUUCCUGAUGACGUAAUUGAUCGAUUUUGUUAUGAAAUUAUGCCCGAGAUUCAUCACAAAAUUGAAUGGCUCGAUGUUGAAUUUUCAACUAUGCAACGUAUUCUUUAUUCAGCAGAUUAUCCAAAGUUGACUGGACUUGGUGUGUAUGAUCUAACGUGGGAAGCAGCUAAAGAUCUUUUCGACGACGAAAGUUAUUUCGUAUCGAUUUUCAAAGACCGAAUAUUAUCACUUUUUAUUACUAUGAGUGACUAUUCCAAACGAAAAAGUUCAGUCCAAGAUGUCACUGAACAUAUUUUUAUACAAACGUUGACUAUGUUCAGUAAUUUACGAUGUUUAAAGUUUGAUCGAUCGUUUCUGUAUCAUCGAUUAACGUUGCAUGAAACAUUGCCGAAUGUUUAUUCUUCAAAUCUGUUAGAAUUACACGUUGUAUUAGACUCGUACCUUGAUUGUCUUUAUAUACUUGAUGGUCGCUUCGAUCAACUUCACACCUGUUGUGUUUCUAUUUGUUCAUCAUCUAUUGGUCGACUUGAGAAAGUCAUUAAUGAAUUUUUUUCGUUUAGAAGAGCCUUUCUAGUUUAA
Adineta ricciae is the source of this 882-nucleotide messenger RNA. NCBI's taxonomy places the organism in Eukaryota, Metazoa, Rotifera, Eurotatoria, Adinetida, Adinetidae. The record is from the annotation of a GenBank genome assembly.